AUGGGCUCCAUUCUGAGCCGCCGCAUCGCGGGCGUGGAAGACAUCGACAUCCAGGCGAACUCGGCCUACCGCUACCCUCCCAAGUCCGGAAACUACUUUGCCUCGCACUUCUUCAUGGGUGGCGAGAAAUUUGACACCCCCCACCCUGAAGGCUACCUCUUUGGCGAGAACAUGGACCUGAACUUCCUGGGCAACCGCCCCGUCCAGUUUCCUUACGUCACUCCCGCCCCCCACGAGCCGGUGAAGACCCUGAGGAGCCUGGUCAACAUCCGCAAGGACUCCCUGCGGCUCGUGAGGUACAAAGACGACGCUGACAGCCCCACUGAGGACAGUGAGAAGCCCCGGGUCCUCUACAGUCUGGAGUUCACCUUCGACGCAGACGCCCGUGUGGCCAUCACCAUCUACUGCCAGGCCACUGAGGAGUUCCUGAACGGCAUGGCUGUGUACAGCCCCAAAAGCGCCGCCCUGCAGUCUGAGACAGUGCACUACAAGAGAGGGGUUGGCCAGCAGUUCUCCCUGCCCUCCUUCAAGAUGGACUUCUCAGAGUGGAAGGAUGAUGAGCUAAACUUUGACUUGGACCGUGGUGUGUUUCCGGUGGUCAUCCAGGCCGUUGUGGACGAAGGGGACGUUGUGGAGGUGACCGGCCAUGCCCAUGUGCUCUUGGCUGCCUUUGAAAAGCACAUGGAUGGCAGCUUCUCGGUGAAGCCUUUGAAACAGAAGCAAAUUGUGGACCGGGUCAGCUACCUGCUGCAGGAGAUCUACGGCAUUGAGAACAAGAACAACCAGGAGACAAAGCCCUCGGAUGACGAGAACGGUGACAACAGCAGCGAGUGCGUGGUGUGCCUAUCGGACCUGAGGGACACGCUCAUCCUGCCCUGCCGCCACCUCUGCCUGUGCAAUUCCUGCGCGGACACCCUACGCUACCAGGCCAACAACUGCCCCAUCUGCCGGCUGCCUUUCCGGGCCCUUCUACAGAUCCGGGCCGUGCGGAAGAAGCCAGGGGCGCUGUCCCCAGUCUCCUUCAGCCCUGUCCUGGCCCAGAGUGUGGACCAUGAUGAACAGUCUUGCCCCUUUAAAAAAUCAAAGUCGCACCCCGCCUCACUGGCCAGCAAGAAACCCAAAAGGGAAACAAGCCCUGACAGCGUCCCAUCAGGCUAUGAGCCCAUCUCCCUGCUCCAGGCGCUCAACGGCCUGCGGGCUGUCUCCCCCGCCAUCCCUUCAGCCCCCCUGUAUGAGGAGAUCACCUACUCGGGGGUCUCAGACGGCCUGUCCCAGGCUAGCUGUCCACUUGCUGGCAUCGAGCAGGUCAUGGAGAGCAGCCACCAGAAGGGCCAGCCACGGACCAAGUCCCCUGACAGUACCCUGCUGUCCCCAUCGUCCCCCAUCCACGAGGACGACGAGGAGAAGCUCUCUGAGGACUCGGACGCUCCUCCCCUACUAAGCGGGGCCGAGCUGGUGCUUCGAGAAAGCAGCUCCCCAGAGAGUUUCAUCAUAGAAGAGGUUGAUGAGCUGCCCCUCCCUGCUGCAGGGAGCCAGGCCGCAUCCGUGGAGAGCGUCCUACAGGACAGCGGCCCUGCUGACGUCUACCUGCCAGCCCUGGGUCCCGACUCCUGCUCUGUUGGUAUAGAGAAGUAA
Orycteropus afer afer is the source of this 1635-nucleotide messenger RNA. Lineage: Eukaryota; Metazoa; Chordata; Mammalia; Tubulidentata; Orycteropodidae. The record is from RefSeq and is a predicted model, not a curated record.